UCCCGGAAGUGAGGAGGCGCCACAACGCUUCUCCAGCUGUCUCGUCGAGAGGGAAAUGCUUCGCCUGCGGCACGUUACUAAAGCCGGACGGAUUAAAGUGUCAGUGUUGUCCCGUUGAAACAUGUCGCAGUCGUCUCCGUGUGACGUUAAACGCAACAGGUCGAUUCACUCGGACAACGUCGAGGAGGUUCACAACGUGCCUAUGCACGUCAUCAUCAGACCGAUUCCUCCGGUGCUGAAUGAACUCAAAGUUCAGAGUAUAAUGAACACGAUACAGACAGCGGACGUCGGUGUGGUUCCUCCCAUCGAUUUGCUCUGGAUCACAGGCAGAGAGGGGGGGAACUACUACUACUCCUUUGGAGGCUGUCACAGGUUCGCUGCAUAUCAGAGGCUGAACAUGUCGAGCAUCCCCGCCAAGCUCAUCAGAUCAAACGUGUCAGACCUCAGCACUUACUUGGGAGCUUCGACCCCCGACCUGCGCUGACGGGGGAAGUGGCUUUGCUCAGGUGGUCCACACACACACACACACACACACACCUCCUCUACACUUGGGGACUGCGGAACAAAGGAUUUACCAGCAGGGGGAAAUCUAACUCUUUAGUUAAGCACAUUUGUCAUGAAAUUCUCUUUAGAUUACAUGUUUGGUUUUGUAAAUGAUGCAUUUGGACCAUAGUUUUUUAUUUAUUCUUGUACCUGCACAUCAAAAGCAAUAAAAAAGUUAUUAUUAUGUUAUUAUAAUUAAUUAUUUCAAGAGCUCCUAUUGAGUUCUGGUGAAAGAAAUGUUAAUUUUCUUGAGUUAUUUUGUUCUAAAAUUCAAUCAAAAGGCCUCUGACUUUUUUGGGGGGGGUUGCAGCAACGUUUAAUUUUAGAACUAUUACAAAAAAUGACAUACAACCAAAUGUUUCCACAAAGAAGCAAGACUUUAUGAAAUCUCACGCACUGUCGACUUUGAUUGUGACGUUUGGGACAGCUCGAUAAGGUAAGAGCGAGGAGCCCGUGGAGCAGAUGGUGUGCAGGAGGAGUCAGGUGUGACGUAACUUCAGGCUGACAAGAUUUCAAGUCAGAAUGCAAGAUGUUGUUGAGUCCUGCUGCGUUUGCUGUCAUCGGCCUUUCUUACCCGUUGUCUCUGCUUCCCUCGUUUAUCUUUUCACUCUCCCUGCCGUCCUCAAGGGCCGAUUAUAUAAAAAUCCUCCAAAAGCUUUUAUUGCUUCUCUAAGGUGCCAUCAGACAAAAUCUGUGUGUAUGUUUGUAUAAAGUAACCUUGCUUAUAGCCAAUUCUUCAUACUAGUUACUGAUACUUGAAUGCAACCCACUUACAGUAAAUAAGAUUGAACCUUCUUUAACGCGCAACAAUGAAGUACACGUUUGACGUCGUUACCAACCUUGAGACUCGGCAAUCCGAACUGAAUCAAGUCAGUUCCCCUAGCCGCUCUGUCUUGGAGGAAGGAACCUCGGGUAUGCAUAAUGAUGAGAGUACGCCACACAUCACAAGGCGCCGCGCAGAGGGGACGAGGCCUUUACGACAUCACCGCCUUCAACAAUGCCGGCCCCGCAGCCGCCCAGCGGUUCUCCCUUUGUGGCCAUCGAGGAAAUGAAGGAAGACCCCGAGGGCGGCUUUUACCGAGCGCCCCCCCCCCCCCCCCCCCCCGCCGGACUCUGAACUUCUCCUCUGAAUCGUCGCGUGUGAGAGGACUUCCUGUGGCUCGCUCGGUGUCUGGAAGUAACCAUAUCCUCAAAGGGGAUUCUGACACGCAACACCACUAUGAAAAAAGACAUUGCACCUGUUGCUCUGGGGAGCAGUUUUUCAUGGGUGGUUCUGUACGCUUUAUCUUUGAGGAUUUAAGCAGAUCAAGGGGGUUUAGGGGGCUGAGAAGGGGAAGUGUUUGUGGACAUUUUCAUAAAUGGAUUUGUGGCCGUGUCAACUCUCAAAGGACCGAACAACUUUGGGUGACUCCCUCGUGUUCGGAGACAUCUAUUGAUGCCGUCAGAAUGACCACAAUUUGAGUAUACUUUUAAUUGUUCCAAUUUUAGAGAAACUUUGAAAUGACUGACAGUACAGAACGUUGUUUCCUUUGUUCUUCCCCUCGGUGGCUACGGGGCUGACAGCUGCAGCUUAGUUUGUGCACCCUGUUGACAUGUGAUGUGUGUGAUUGAUUAUGUUUUAGUGAGGCUGAGAAAAUCACUCACUCAUGCAAAAGAACUUGCUAAACUGUCUGCAGUGACUUUAUUCUGUACUUUUCACAACCCCGCCAAGUUGUUUUACCUGCCGUAUGUCAAAUGCUCUUGUACACGUCUGUUGUACAAACCCAAUUGUUGAAAAAUGAAUUGUUCCGCUGGUUUUUACCCCAAGGUAAUCCGACCGGUCCUUUUAAUUAUUGCAAUAUCAUUGUCAUCUCACGACUGCUGAAUCGACACAAUGGCAGAAUAAAACUACCUGACGGAGUCGUACUAAUUUGGUUCCAUUUACAUUUAAGAUACAGCUAAAACGUGAUCUCUGGUUAGCCAGUCCACCCAUUGGUUCCACUUGGGGGGGCUUUACAAGCAAAUCCUCUUGAAAGAGUUUAGGUGUUUGAGGCGGUGGUGACUUAUCACAGCUUCCUAUCCGGAAUUCCCUCAGACUACCGCUGGGUACAGCCGUGUAAUUUGUGCCAGAUUUGCAAUGCCGUAUCCGCCCUCUGACCUCUGCGCUGUGUGCUGUGGACCAAGUAUUCAGAUCCUGGGUAUAUAUGCAAAAGUACUAACGAAGCACUAAACAUACUCAAAUACAAUUAAAGGCCUGCACUGAAAAGUAUGUAUGUAAAUUAUUAAAAGCAUUGGUAUUGUGUACUAAUAUAAUUGUAAAAUAUC
Messenger RNA from Pungitius pungitius (ninespine stickleback), 2847 nucleotides. It is a transcript of the gene srxn1, whose product is annotated as sulfiredoxin 1 homolog (S. cerevisiae). Gene Ontology annotation, cellular component: cytoplasm. The transcript is spliced from 2 exons. Gene Ontology annotation, molecular function: sulfiredoxin activity. The record is from RefSeq and is a predicted model, not a curated record. Gene Ontology annotation, biological process: cellular response to oxidative stress. Bases 122 to 484 code for a protein of 120 amino acids. Lineage: Eukaryota; Metazoa; Chordata; Actinopteri; Perciformes; Gasterosteidae.